This is a messenger RNA of Glarea lozoyensis ATCC 20868, 480 nucleotides long. RefSeq lists its product as uncharacterized. NCBI's taxonomy places the organism in Eukaryota, Fungi, Ascomycota, Leotiomycetes, Helotiales, Helotiaceae. The transcript has a single exon. The coding region runs from base 1 to 480 and encodes 159 amino acids. The record is from RefSeq and is a predicted model, not a curated record.
AUGUCCGAUAACCAACACACCAUCGCCACCGACGCCGAGCUCCUCACCAGUGCCUCCGGAGCCGUCGUUGCAGUCGACCAGAUCAUGAAAACCUUCAGCUCGGAAGAGCACAAAACCCAACACGCAGUCAAAGCCGCCAUCGGCACCGCGGUAGCGAUUGGAGCUUUUGAGCUGCUACGUCGAGAAGAGGAGGAAGGGGGACGACGUAGGAGUUCUUCAGUACGGCGCAGGAGUUCGUCGGUGGGACGUAGGAGUUCUUCGGUACAGCGUCGGGGCUCGUCGAGUCGAUCACGCAGUCCGUCGCCGAAACAUCAUUUUCGGCAUAUUGCGGAAGAGGUGCUUGGGGCAUAUGGAAUUGGGAAGGAAAUGAUGGGGGACAAGAGACAUCAUGUUGCGCAUUUGGUGGAAGCGGUCAUUGGGGCGGUGGGGUUGGUUCAUGAUGCGAAGGCUCAUAGCGAGGUUAGAGAUGACGAGAAAUAG